Molecule: messenger RNA, 2160 nt
Organism: Anopheles stephensi (Asian malaria mosquito)
Lineage: Eukaryota; Metazoa; Arthropoda; Insecta; Diptera; Culicidae
Product: facilitated trehalose transporter Tret1-like
Exons: 6
Coding region: 674-2089 (471 amino acids)
Biological process (GO): transmembrane transport
Cellular component (GO): membrane
Molecular function (GO): transmembrane transporter activity
Source: RefSeq, a predicted model, not a curated record
CUGGAAGCGUGCCGGAAGCGUACCCAUGACGUGGUGGGUCAGUAUCGCAACGGUGCGUGCCCUAGGUGCAAGUUUUCCCAGUGAGUUCGUGCUCGUGGCCCGAUCCACCGCGCCCAGGUGAGGGUAGUUGAGCAUGUUUUUGGAAUUUCUAUCACGCCGGUACUGGAAACAGUUCGCCGCGAUCGCAGCCGGAUUUACAUCGGCGCCGCAUACUCCGAGGACACAGUGAUGAAUAAAUGGAUGCCAACAGCGAACAAGACAUGACCUCAUUGCUCCUUGCGUACUGGUUGUGAUGCAGAUGGAAACAGUUCACUGGCCUAGGUUUACAUCUGAAUUUUCAAGUCAACAGCAUCUACAUUACGAACCCGUCCAGUUAAGAGCUGCCCUAAAGGCAAGACGUCAGCAGGCCAGCGAUCACAUUGCAACAUCCAUUUAAAUCAGACAAAUUCAAAUAGAUGGAACGUCCGUCAGUCAAUAAACGUUUGACAGCGAUCGGGUCGCGAAUUGGACAUGAGGAGCUUCCUGGGCGCAUGCGCAACUCGAUCGUCCCCCGUAUGGAUGUUUAAUAUUAGAUUCGGUUAGAUAAUUGUCAAAGUUUCUGCCCGUACCGACCGUCUGCGGGUUGUUUUGAUUGUGAUCGCGAAGUGUAAACAAUGCAAAUUUGUACCCCGCCAUGGUGGAAGAGCAACCGAUCGAACUGCGUCCGAUAAGUAUUUGGGCCCGAGAAAACCUGAACCAGGUGCUGGCAGUGCUUAGAAUUCACAUCAUCACAGCCAGCUAUGGAGUUACGGUUGGAUGGCCUGCACCGAUCAUUCCGUUGUUGCGAUCUCCGGACACACCGCUCCCGAGUGGACCAAUCACAGUAGAGGAAGCGUCCUGGAUUGGAGCGACCCUGUGCAUUGGUGGUACGAUCGGCACGAUACUAUUCGCGAUCAUUCACACGUACUUCGGCAAGAAGGUGGCUCUGCUGCUCAUAUCCGUACCACACCUGAUGUUGUGGACUUUGAUCCUGAUCGGUGACAGUGUGUGGUACAUCUAUUGGGCACGGUUUUGCAGUGGACUAACUGGCGGUGGUGUAGUCAGCGUCGUACCACUGUACAUAGCUGAUAUUGCAGAUAAAAAGAUCCGCGGAACGUUGGGAUCGCUGACGAUCAUCUUCAUCAACAUUGGGCUGACGUUUAUCUACGCAGCAGGCAACUAUCUUCCGUACUAUGUCAUACCGAAGAUUAUGCUUGUAGCUCCCGCCGCAUACCUCAUACUGGUGAGCUUCCUGCCCGAGACGCCAUACUGUCUGCUUCGUAAGGGACGUUUGCUGGAGGCGGAACAGUCGCUCAUGUUCUAUCGUAACAUUCCCGAUGAACGACACAAGACGGCCGAGUUUACAGCGGAGUUUGAUGAGAUGAGAAACUUCAUCCUGACGGAAAGCACUCAGUCACGUAUCUGCUGGGCUGACUUCACUACACCGGAAGCGAAACGAGGCCUCUUCAUAGGCGUGUUCGUGAUGGCCCUCAACCAGUUCAGUGGCAUCUUCGCCAUUCUCACGUACGCUGGCACAAUCUUCCAGAUGUCCGGGACGGGGAUCGACCCGAACGUGGCGCUUGUUCUCGUGGCUAUCAUCAACAUUUGCGGCAAUCUCACGUCCUUCACCAUCAUCGAUCGUGUGGGAAGGAAGAUAUUGCUGCUCCUAUCGGCGACGGGCGUCGGGUUGGCGUUGGCUGUACUCGGUACUCACUCAUAUCUGCUCACAAUCGGGUACGAUCUGCGUGGCGUCGAGUGGUUACCAGUGUUGGCGCUGGCGAUGACACUCUUCCUAGCCGCUAUCGGUAUUACCAAUAUUCCUUUCUUUAUCGUGCCGGAGGUGAUGCCAGCGAAACUUCGCAGUAUCGGAAGCACCAUUAGCGCCACACUGCUCUGCAUGUUUGCGUUCGUCUGCGUGAAGCUUUACCCAAUCCUGAUGGAAAGUAUCCACAUCCAUGGUACGGUUUGGAUAUCGUCGGGCGUUUGUGCGGUCGGUGUGCUGGUCAUCAUCUUCCUGAUACCGGAAACGAAAGGAAAAAACUUAAACAUACAAAGCGAAACCAAACGGUGAUUCUGCCUUUACGACAUUCGAUCAAUAAGUACAAAUAAAGUUUGCUAUUAUUUUUCUGUUCCGAUCCACCA